GAUAUCGAGUUGUAACGCAAUCUGCUUUUCCUUGAGGGUUGAGUGGAAAGCGCGCUGAUAACACCGUUUUAUUUUAAUUAUAAUAAUAGUUAUUAUUAAUUUUCUCCUAUCACCAUGUCUUAUAACUACGUGGUGACGGCCCAGAAGCCCACCGCGGUCAAUGCUUGCAUUACGGGUCACUUCACCUCCUCGGAGGAUCUGAAUCUGCUCAUUGCGAAGAACACGCGGCUGGAGAUCUACGUGGUGACUCCGGAGGGGCUUCGGCCGGUCAAGGAGGUGGGCAUGUACGGCAAGAUCGCCGUCAUGGAGCUGUUCAGGCCCAAGGGGGAGAGCAAAGACCUUCUCUUCAUCCUGACGACCAAGUACAACGCCUGCAUCCUAGAGUACAAGCAGUGUGGAGACAGUAUCGAUAUCCUGACCCGCGCACACGGCAACGUGCAGGAUCGCAUCGGCCGGCCCUCGGAGACGGGAAUCAUCGGGAUCAUUGACCCGGAGUGCCGGAUGAUCGGGCUGCGGCUGUACGACGGCCUGUUCAAGGUGAUCCCGCUGGACCGGGACAACAAGGAGCUGAAAGCCUUCAACAUUCGUCUGGAGGAGCUGCAGGUCAUUGACGUCAAGUUCCUGUUCGGCUGCCAGGUGCCCACCAUCUGCUUCGUCUACCAGGACCCCCAGGGGCGUCACGUGAAGACCUACGAGGUCUCCUUGCGAGAGAAGGAGUUCAACAAGGGCCCCUGGAAGCAAGAGAACGUGGAGGCGGAGGCAUCCAUGGUCAUCGCAGUCCCAGAGCCCUUCGGAGGAGCCAUCAUCAUUGGACAGGAAUCGAUCACCUACCACAACGGAGACAAGUACCUGGCCGUCGCCCCGCCCAUCAUCAAGCAAAGCUCAGUUGUGUGUCACCACCGCGUGGACCCAAGCGGCUCACGCUACCUGCUGGGGGACAUGGAGGGCAGGCUGUUCAUGCUGCUGCUGGAGAAGGAGGAGCAGAUGGACGGGUCGGUGACCCUGAAGGAUCUGCGCGUGGAGCUGCUGGGGGAGACGUCGAUCGCAGACUGCCUGACCUACCUGGAUAACGGCGUGGUGUUCGUGGGGUCCCGGCUUGGAGACUCUCAGCUGGUGAAGCUGAACGUGGAUAGCAAUGAGCAGGGCUCGUACGUGGCAGUGAUGGAGACCUUCACUAACCUGGGCCCCAUCGUGGACAUGUGUGUGGUGGACCUGGAGAGGCAGGGGCAGGGGCAGCUGGUGACCUGCUCCGGAGCGUUCAAGGAAGGAUCCCUGCGGAUCAUCCGGAAUGGGAUUGGGAUUCAUGAGCACGCCAGCAUAGACCUGCCCGGGAUCAAAGGGCUGUGGCCCCUCAGGUCUGAUGCGAGCCGGGACACUGAUGACAUGCUGGUGCUGUCCUUCGUGGGGCAGACUCGGGUGCUGAUGCUGAAUGGAGAGGAGGUGGAGGAGACAGAGCUGCCUGGCUUUGUUGAUAACCUGCAGACCUUCUUCUGUGGGAACGUGGCGCACAAGCAGCUCAUACAGAUCACGUCUGGCUCAGUGCGCCUGGUCACCCAGGAGAGCAAGGCCCUGGUGAGCGAGUGGAAGGAGCCCAACGGCAAGAACAUCAGUGUGGCGUCCUGCAACAGCAGCCAGGUGGUGGUGGCUGUGGGGAGGGUGCUGUGCUACCUGGAGAUCCAAUGCGGAGAGCUCAAACAGAUCAGCUCCACAGAGAUGGAGCACGAAGUGGCCUGCCUGGACAUCACCCCUCUGGGGGACAGUAACGGGGUGUCCCCUCUGUGCGCAGUGGGACUGUGGACGGACAUCUCCGCACGGAUCCUCAGCCUGCCCUCCUUCGACAUACUGCACAAGGAGAUGCUGGGGGGAGAAAUCAUCCCACGUUCGAUCCUCAUGACCACAUUCGAGGGGAGUCACUACCUGCUCUGUGCGCUCGGAGAUGGGGCGCUCUUCUACUUUGGACUCGACAUCCACACUGGUGUGCUGAGUGAUCGUAAGAAGGUGACCCUGGGCACUCAGCCCACAGUCCUGCGCACGUUCCGCUCGCUCUCCACCACCAACGUCUUCGCCUGCUCUGACCGGCCCACCGUCAUCUACAGCAGCAACCACAAGCUGGUCUUCUCCAAUGUGAACCUCAAGGAAGUCAACUACAUGUGCCCCCUGAACUCCGAGGGGUACCCCGACAGUCUGGCACUUGCCAAUAACAGCACCCUAACGAUCGGCACCAUCGAUGAGAUUCAGAAGCUGCACAUUCGCACCGUGCCCCUCAACGAGUCUCCCCGGCGUAUCUGCUACCAGGAGGGGUCCCAGUGUUUUGGGGUGCUGUCCAGCAGAGUGGAGGUGCAGGAUGCCAGCGGGGCGACAACAGCAGUGCGACCCAGCGCCAGCACACAGGCCCUGUCCAGCAGUGUGAGCUCCAGUAAGCUGUUCCCAAGCAGCACCUCCCCCCACGAGACUUCAUUUGGAGAGGAGAUCGAGGUGCACAGCCUGCUCAUAGUGGACCAGCACACCUUCGAGGUGCUCCACGCUCACCAGUUCCUGCAGAAUGAGUUUGCCCUGAGCCUCGUCUCCUGCAAGCUGGGGAAGGACCCCAACAUCUACUUCAUCGUGGGGACCGCCAUGGUGCACCCCGAGGAGGCUGAGCCCAAGCAGGGGCGCAUCGUCGUCUUCCAGUACUGCGACGGUAAACUGCAGACUGUGGCUGAGAAGGAGGUGAAGGGGGCCGUGUACUCCAUGGUGGAGUUCAAUGGGAAGCUGCUGGCCAGCAUCAACAGCACAGUGCGUCUGUACGAGUGGACUGCGGAGAAGGAGCUUCGCACAGAGUGCAACCACUACAACAACAUCAUGGCUCUCUACCUGAAGACCAAGGGAGACUUCAUACUGGUGGGGGACCUGAUGAGAUCGGUGCUGCUGCUGGCAUACAAACCCAUGGAGGGGAACUUCGAGGAGAUCGCUCGAGAUUUCAACCCCAACUGGAUGAGCGCUGUCGAGAUUCUUGACGAUGACAACUUCCUGGGGGCGGAGAACGCCUUCAACCUGUUUGUGUGUCAGAAAGACAGCGCUGCCACCACGGACGAGGAGCGGCAGCACCUGCAGGAGGUGGGUCUGUUUCACCUGGGUGAGUUUGUGAACGUGUUCUGCCACGGCUCUCUGGUGAUGCAGAACCUGGGCGAGAGCUCCACCCCCACGCAGGGCUCCGUGCUGCUCGGCACCGUCAACGGCAUGAUCGGUCUGGUGACCUCUCUGUCUGAGAGCUGGUACAGCCUCCUCCUGGACCUGCAGAACCGACUCAACAAGGUCAUCAAGAGCGUGGGCAAGAUCGAGCACUCCUUCUGGAGGUCGUUCCACACGGAGAGGAAGACGGAGCAGGCGACAGGCUUCAUCGACGGGGAUCUGAUCGAGAGCUUCUUGGAUCUCAGCCGGCCCAAGAUGCAGGAGGUGGUCAGCGGUUUGCAGAUCGAUGACGGGAGCGGGAUGAAGAGAGAGGCGACUGUGGACGAGCUUAUUAAAAUCGUGGAGGAGCUGACCAGAAUCCACUAGCCAGGGAUGCGGGUUUGAGGGAGAGAGGGGGGUGCUGUGCAUUGUAAAUAUAUAAAUAUAUCAGUCAGCACGAUCCAGGGGCC
Polyodon spathula (Mississippi paddlefish) is the source of this 3620-nucleotide messenger RNA. It is a transcript of the gene ddb1, whose product is annotated as damage-specific DNA binding protein 1. The record is from RefSeq and is a predicted model, not a curated record. Lineage: Eukaryota; Metazoa; Chordata; Actinopteri; Acipenseriformes; Polyodontidae. Gene Ontology annotation, molecular function: protein binding; nucleic acid binding. Gene Ontology annotation, cellular component: nucleus; site of double-strand break. The transcript has 27 exons. Bases 115 to 3537 code for a protein of 1140 amino acids. Gene Ontology annotation, biological process: DNA repair; proteasome-mediated ubiquitin-dependent protein catabolic process.